This is a messenger RNA of Helobdella robusta, 675 nucleotides long. RefSeq lists its product as hypothetical. Lineage: Eukaryota; Metazoa; Annelida; Clitellata; Rhynchobdellida; Glossiphoniidae. The record is from RefSeq and is a predicted model, not a curated record. Gene Ontology annotation, biological process: regulation of DNA-templated transcription. Gene Ontology annotation, cellular component: nucleus. The annotation marks the transcript as partial. The transcript is spliced from 5 exons.
GAGUCGAGUUUAAGGCAAAGAAAACCAUGCAACUGUACAAAAUCACAGUGCUUGAAACUUUACUGUGAAUGUUUUGCAAAUGGUGAGUUCUGUAAAGAUUGCAAUUGCUGCAAUUGCGCGAACAACUUGCAGCACGAAGAAGAGAGAACCAGGGCCGUUAAGUCGUGCAUCGAGAGGAACCCACAUGCUUUUCAUCCAAAGAUUGUAAAGGGUGGGGUGGCAAGACACCACAACAAGGGUUGUAACUGUAAGAGAUCUGGCUGCCUCAAGAACUACUGCGAGUGCUACGAGGCUAAAAUUCUCUGCUCAAAAAUGUGUCGAUGUGUAGGCUGUCGAAACUUUGAAGAGAGUUCAGACAGGCAGAAGCUAAUGCAGCUUGCUGAUGCUGCUGAGGUCAGAGUUCAACAGCAGACAGCUGCUGAGAAUAAGCUAUCCAUGCAGAUAUUGGGCAACACCCCUGUCAAACACCAAACCCUUUCCAUAAAUGGGCAGAGGCCUCCAUUCACAUUUGUGACACUGGACGUGAUAGAAGCAGUGAGCUCGUGUUUGAUAGCAGAGGCAGACGACAACCAACUCUCAGAAGUCAUGCAAGAACGACAAGUUCUCGAAGAAUUUGGAAGAUGUCUCUUCCAAAUUAUUGAAAUGGCCUCAAAAACACGAGGUUUGUUAUUUUAA